CUUCAACAAGAUAUCAAUCCACACUCUCUUUCACUGUCACCCAUUACCAUUUCUCUUAUGCGUCAUCUCUAACUGUUUAUUUUUUCCUUCUUUAUCCUCCAAAAUGCUGGUCUCCUUGACAGUAGGCAAGGUAGAUGCUGGAGUCGCCGUCCUGUUGACACAGGACAACCGACUGAUUGAGUUUCCCUCCGUCCUCCUCCCCAACAACAUCACAUCCGGCAGCAUCGUCGACAUCACAGUAGCGCGCAACCACUCCGCGGAAGAAGCCAGCGCUGCCGGAUUCCAAUCUCUCCAAAAAAGUAUCCUGAAUACAUACGGCGUCAAGACUCCCUCCCCACCGAUCCUGCGCCUCCGCAACGCAACCCAAACCUCCCUGGUGCUAGAAUGGGACCCGAUCGACCUCGCCACGGCAUCCCUGAAAUCCCUCUCCCUCUACCGCAAUGGCUCCAAGGCGGGCUCAAUACCGCGACCCCUUGAGACACGCAGCACCAAGAUCAGCGGCCUGGCCAUCCACACCGAGUACACCUUCCACCUGGUUUUGCGCACAACCGCCGGCACAUACCAGUCGGAAAAGCUGACGUGUCGCACACACAAGAUGACCGAUCUCUCCGGUAUCACGGUUACCGCGGGCGUGCUCCCGCCGCAGCAGAAGGAGGCCUUGGGUGCUGCGCUGGAUCGCAUUGGGGGUAAGCUGAUCGAUACGGUCCGCAUCGACACGACACACUUUGUCUGCACGGAGGGGCGGGGCCCGCUGUGGGAGAAGGCUGUUGAGAUGAAUAUUCCAGUCGUCGUGCCGGAGUGGGUCGAUGCUUGUGAGGCUGAGGGUACUAUCGUCAGCGUUCGUGGGUACUAUCUAAAUGCCGAUCCCAAGGCCAGGCAGCUCGGCCCUAUUCAUGCCUCCUCCCAGCACCAGCGUACUAUGUCUACUAUGACUGCCAAUACUCAGAACCAUAUCCAGUCGCAAUCUAGGCUUAGCUUACAGCCUCAGCCUACGCGCGAAAGAGAGAGGCAGGAGUCGGUUGGUGAACCUCCGAUUACUCCUUUCCCUGGGGCUGGUAUGAGCGGUCAACCGAGGGCUGAGGAUACGGAGUCCGAGUCUGGUGAUGAACAGCCUCCUCCUCCUCCCCCUCCUAAGGAUGAGGAUGAGGCUGUGGAGUCCAAGGAGGCGACCCCUGUGGCUCCAAACGGUCAUGCCGAGAAGAAUGGGGAGGCUGAUGUUGUGGAGACAGCUGGCUCGUCGGAGAAGGCGGAGGAUAAGGCCGACUAUGAGGAAAAGAAGGAAGAAAGUACACCAGAGAAAGCCGACGAAACGAAAGAGGAGUCUUCAAGUAAUGAGGGGAAGAAGGGCAAGGGGAAAGAAGGCGAAGGGGACUUCAAUGAAGUUCCUCUUUAAUGGGUCCAUGUGAGCGGUUUCCUUACGUCUUCUUUUCUCCCUGUUUCCAUUUCUCUUAUUCUAUUCAAGACAUUGAUUCCAUCGGAGCCUGUAAUUGUAUAGCCAGUUUGCCAGUAGAUGAGUCUUUAUCGGCACGACGUUUUCUAAUGUAUGCUCUUUUUACGGUUCAUAUUUUACCUUCUUGCUCCACUGUUAUAUGCUUGUACUAUAGGGGUAGCUGCUAAUGCUGCUUGAUUCAUC
Molecule: messenger RNA, 1633 nt
Organism: Aspergillus alliaceus
Lineage: Eukaryota; Fungi; Ascomycota; Eurotiomycetes; Eurotiales; Aspergillaceae
Product: putative chitin biosynthesis protein (Chs5)
Exons: 2
Coding region: 104-1393 (429 amino acids)
Biological process (GO): Golgi to plasma membrane transport; conjugation with cellular fusion
Cellular component (GO): exomer complex; trans-Golgi network
Molecular function (GO): protein dimerization activity
Source: RefSeq, a predicted model, not a curated record